CAAUGUAAAUUAGUCUAACUAACGGAACAUUUAUCCUCCGUUUUACCGGCGAUGUUUGUCGCCUUAUGUAGGGACAGUGGGGGGGUCACUAUGAAUCUGGGGGGGUCAUAUCCCCCCCGUCCCUAGUGCCAUCUGCGCGCAUGCAUGUUGGUGACCUUUCACCCUCCCUGCUGUUUGUUUAAGUUUUUGGUUUUUCUCCUCCAGAAUGGGAAACACGACGAGGCGUGGAUGAUUCUGAAGCAGGUCCAUGACACCAACAUGAGGGCGAAGGGCUACCCAGAGAGGGUCUUCUCUGUGACUACUAUCAAAACCGUGUAGCAAAUGGAUGAACUGGUGGACCUGGGCGACUGUGGCGUCUGGCAUCAGAAAUGGAGAAUAAAGCUCUCUACACUUUUCCAUCAGGUGUGGAGUAAUUUCCUGACUACUUUCUCCCCUGAGUACCGCCGCACCACCUACAUGAUGAUGGCCGUGUGGUUCUCUGUCCUUCAGGUGGCCUAUCUGAUGACAAUGAAUCUGUGGAUGAAGAGGAAAAUGAAGUUGAUGAUGAUGCAUCAGAGGAAGAUGUUCCCCACUUACCCCGGUGGAGAACACCCCACAGUGCCAACAUCACUGAUUACCCAGAAUGUCAUUCUUCCUGAUUAGUACAUGUCUCACUAUUGGUCUUUAUUUUAGGCAGAGACGGUUUCUUUGUAAAUAAUUCUGCAAUGACCACUGUCCACACUCUGCCAAUCACCUCCCAGGCUUGACUAUACGCCAACAUGCCAAUUUUAGCUCUUAGUCUAGUUGUGGUUCCUUGGGCCAUCAGAACUGCUGGUCGCGUCAUUUCCCCCAGUUCACCCAGUGGUAACCCAGAACCAGUGCUACUUGAGUCACCUGUAGAGGUAGACCUAGCACCACUGGCAGAGACAAAUUUAAAUGAAGCAGAGGAAGAGCAGAAUAGCACCUCUUCAGGCAUUCGCUUUUUUAUUCACGGGAGUCAUUCUGGCGGUGAGAGAGUUCAGCCUUCUCCUGUCUCAAACCCAGUAGUUGACCGAGAGACAUCACAGCCUGCUGGCAGAGAGUCAGAUGGAAUUUUGGCAUCUGUUAAUUCCAGGACCAGAGCACAAAUUUUAGCAGGAAUCGCCACGCUCAGAGAAAUGGGGUUCGCUAACAUUGUGUUGUCCACGGCUCAAGAAAUAACGGCUACUUUCUUCACCCAGGAUGGGGCAAAUUUUAAAACUUUUUUCACUUAUAUCUGAGAAACAAUUACUGCUGUUCUUCCCGGAAUCAAAGUAAGAACCACAGUGAAUAUUUCCCCACUAAGAGUUGACAUUAGGAUAUUCCAUGUUGAGCCUUCUCCUCUCCCAAACUCAGUAGUUGUUCCAGAGACAUCACAGCCUGCUGGCACAGAGGUAGAUGGAAUAUUGGCAACUGCUUAUGAGUCACCUGUAGAGGUAGACCUAGCACCACUGGCAGAGACAAAUUUAAAUGAAGCAGAGGAAGAGCAGAAUAGCACCUCUUCAGGCAUUCGCUCUUUAAUUCACAGGAGUCAUUCUGGCGGUGAGAGAGUUCAGCCUUCUCCUGUCUCAAACCCAGUAGUUGACCGAGAGACAUCACAGCCUGCUGGCACAGAGUCAGAUGGAAUUUUGGCAUCUGUUAAUUCCAGGACCAGAGCACAAAUUUUAGCAGGAAUUGUCGCGCUCAGAGAAAUGGGGUUCGCUAACAUUGUGUUGUCCCUAGCUCGAGAUAUAAUUAUUAUUUCUUUCACGGUGGCUAAAGGAAGAAUCGCUGAUUUUCCUCAAUUGUAGAAGGAGCCAUGGCUGUUUUCAGCCUGGCUAAGGCAAGUUUUUCAACUUUUUUGACUAUGGCCCAAGCAGGUAUUGCUGCUGUUUUUUCUGAAAUAGUCUACUUACCCUUACCUGCUCAGUGUAGAUACACAGACGCGUCACACAUCUAGACCAAUCACGCGGCUUGAACAGAAAAAAUGCCGCCUGAUGCGGCUCCCAAUCAGGAGCCGGCUCCCGUCGUUCACUUCAAAGAGCCGGAUCGUUGGUGAAUGACCCAUCACUACUAGUGAGCACACGAACAGGUGGGAGGGAGAUGUGAGAGAGUGAGAGAACUUGGCGCUACAUAGACAGAAACAUCUAAAAAUAAAAUUCAAAU
Dicentrarchus labrax (European seabass) is the source of this 2142-nucleotide messenger RNA. Its product is annotated as synaptic vesicle glycoprotein 2A-like. The transcript is spliced from 4 exons. NCBI's taxonomy places the organism in Eukaryota, Metazoa, Chordata, Actinopteri, Moronidae. The coding region runs from base 322 to 642 and encodes 106 amino acids. The record is from RefSeq and is a predicted model, not a curated record.